Messenger RNA from Cynoglossus semilaevis (tongue sole), 690 nucleotides. RefSeq names its product small EDRK-rich factor 2b (gene serf2b). The record is from RefSeq and is a predicted model, not a curated record. The transcript has 3 exons. Lineage: Eukaryota; Metazoa; Chordata; Actinopteri; Pleuronectiformes; Cynoglossidae. The coding region runs from base 148 to 336 and encodes 62 amino acids.
CGUGGAAGUCUCGCGUAGGUUUGACGCCAGACACAUUGGGACGAGAACAGAGAAAACAGCAACAACAGCGAUUGGAGAAACGGGAGCCAGCGGCCCUGUGGCUGAGCUUUUCUCGACUAUUCGGAGAAGGAGGUAUCAUUUAUAACAAUGACCAGAGGAAACCAACGUGAACUCGCUCGCCAGAAGAAUGCCAAGAAGCAGAAUGAAACUGGUAAAGGGAAGAGGAACGAAGAUGGGCUGUCUGCUGCUGCACGCAAGCAGAGGGAUGCCGAGAUAAUGAAACAGAAGCAGAAAAAGGCCGACGAGGCUGGGAAAAGCAGCACACAGUCCAAGUAGAGAAUGAAGUUGGAAUGGAGCAGCUUGAUGUUUCCAGAGCAUCUGGUGUUCAGCAUUCCUCCUGAUAAUUAUGAAAAAGGAUCUGUCAUUUUUGUCUAGACUCAACAAUCUAGGAUCCUACCUUCUUCCCUGUGGCAAAUGACAUUGUUUUUUUGGAUUUGUUAAUUUACUUGGUAAAAUGUAUCUCAGCAAGUUAUCGAUUGUCAAUUGGUGGUGCUGCAUGCAGUGGACCAUUGUCUGAGCAGCAGGAGAAAGAUGAACAAUCCUCGACACGAAGCAUCAACGUAACACGUGUGUAUUUUUGUACAAAAAUGUCCCUCGCUGGUUUCAAAUAAAGUGUAUCUUUUUAGUUCA